GAGUGAAUCAUCAGCGCCUUAAAUGAGGCCCUUAAAUCAGGUUGUCAAAAUCAGAAGAAGCUACUCAUAAUAACAUUUAUUUCCUUUUUAUUAGAGUUAAAAUCAGUUUUUGCUGGCAACAGCAGUGAUUUUGUGCGUUGCAAUUAUGUCACGAAACGGACUUAUAUCCCACAUCAGAAGGUUGAUAGAGGUUGAGGAGCAGGCCAGGAGCAGGAUUCCGAGUCCUUUUGAUCAGCUACGCCAUCAGAUGGAUGAUGUUUUAGGAGACGGAGGAAUCCUGAAAGAAGUUGUUCAAGCUGGAGAAGGCCCGCUUGUACCUCAACACGCUUCAGUAUUGUUCCAUUUCUCUGUUUUUUUGGAAUAUUCUGACCAGCCUUUCGAUACAAAUACACACAUGAAGUACCCCCGGAUGUUGAAGUUGGGCAGAGAUAUAACACUGGCUGGACUUGAAAUAGGUCUGUUGACCAUGCAGAGUGGAGAAUUCGCUCGUUUCCUCUUUGCGCCACAGUAUGCGUACGGCACCAUGGGCCUUCCGCCGAUCGUUCCACCUGCUGCCGUGAUUCUGUAUGAGGUUCACAUGAUUGACUUCCUGGACUCUGGCAAGGUGGACAACUUUAUCUCGCUGAGUCUGGAUGAACAACAUGUAACACCUCUGUCCACGUUCCUGGACAAUGUGAACACACUGCGCCGUUUUGGCAACCGUUGCUUCAACCAGAGCCGUUAUGACGGUGCCAGACAUCGCUAUAAACAGGCAAUGCGCUUGCUCGUGAAGAGGCUGCAGGGAAAUAAUGAAGAGGAGUCGCAGCUCAAGUCAGCACUGCUUCCAAUUUAUUUGAACCUUUCAAUGACUGAACUCCACCUGGACAACCCCAAGAAAGCCUUGAAAUAUGGCAACAAAGCCUUGGAGAUGGAUCCCAAUAACACAAAGGCUCUAUUCCGCUGUGGAAAGGCUUACAUGGAGCUGCUGGACUAUGAACGCGCCAUGGAUUGCCUCAUAACCGCUCAAGGACAGAAGCCUUACGACAGUGACAUCAACAAGCUUUUGAAAGAAGCGGCCAUGCGUCACAAAGACAGCUUGGAUAAAGAGAAAGAAAUGUGCUUCAAGAUGCUCAGACACACUAAAGACAAAGGGGGGGUGUAAUGAGAGUACAUCGGUAA
Messenger RNA from Thalassophryne amazonica, 1158 nucleotides. RefSeq names its product FKBP prolyl isomerase 6 (gene fkbp6). Lineage: Eukaryota; Metazoa; Chordata; Actinopteri; Batrachoidiformes; Batrachoididae. The record is from RefSeq and is a predicted model, not a curated record. Gene Ontology annotation, molecular function: protein binding; peptidyl-prolyl cis-trans isomerase activity. Bases 146 to 1141 code for a protein of 331 amino acids. The transcript has 8 exons.